This is a messenger RNA of Lymnaea stagnalis (great pond snail), 14608 nucleotides long. Lineage: Eukaryota; Metazoa; Mollusca; Gastropoda; Lymnaeidae. The record is from the annotation of a GenBank genome assembly.
AGGCUGAAUUUCUGACCUGCUGUUGCCCGCUGGGUGGUGUGUUGUGGAGGCUUCCAAAUCAUGAACAUUUAGGUACGUUGUUUUGAUUUUGACGAAUGUUGUAUAGUGGUAAAUAGAUCCGUACUUGGUAGCUUGUAAUCACCGGAGGAAGUAAAUUUGUGUUGACACCGUACAAAUCGUUUCGUCAAAAUGUAACAACAUCUUUUAUCUUUAUGAGGUGGAUGGUUGCUAAUUAUAGACUAGACCCUCAUUGUUUGUGCCAUGGCAUACGGGUGUGAUUGGAACAUUGUGAUUACUGUUCAGUAACAUUAAACGCAUUCAUCUUCUUCACAUAUCAGCUCUUUUGGUGUAUAACUGUCUUUAAACGAUAAGCAUUAUUUGCAUUGAUUGUGUUUAAACACAUACUUUGAGCUUGUUAAUUUGUUGUUGUUUUUUUUAAUUGAUGAGUAACUAGUUGAGAUAAGAUAGUGAUGUUAAUUAACAAGAGAAGACAUUGUAUACAAUGGGGAUCAAAUACUGCGUAGACAUCAAUAAUGACAUAUGUCAGUAGAAAGACAUAUGCCAUUUGAGAGCUAUGUGUCAAUAAAGCCAUGUGACGAUGAAGGCAUGUGUCAAUAAAGACAUUAUAUCGAUAAGACUUACGUGACCUGUGUGUGCACAUCUGAUCAGGUGUCAGCCAGGCAGAAGGUUCAUUGGAAUGAAUUCUUUGUAAUAAUUGUAUGUUUAUUACUUUAGUCUUACGAUUAUUUGCAUUAAAAUAUUAGUAUAAAUAAAUAUGCUAUCAUUGGAAAUAGAGAGGGGUGGCGUGAAGGGGAGAGAAAGAGAGACAAACAUGAGACUGUGUAAAAGAGAGAGAAUGAAGGAAAGUAAGGGAGAGUGUGAGAGAGUGAUGGAGAGUGCGAGAAGAGUGCGAGAGAGAGAGAAAGAGAGAGAAAGAGAGAAAGAGAGAGAGAGAGAGAGAAAGAGCGAGAGAGAAAGAGAGAAAGAAAGAGCGAGAGAGAGAAAGAGAGAGAGAAAAAGAGAGAGAGAGAGAGAGAGAAAGAGAAAGAAAGAGAGAGUCCAAAAGUGAGAAGCAGUCGGUGAGACUAUGAAUGUGUAUCUGUGUAAGACAGUGUGUGUGUGUGUGUGUGUUUGUUUGUGUUUGUGUGUUUGAGAUAGCUGGAUAAAUUUAAGAAAGAAACAUUACAGUUAAAUGAAAAACUAUCAAAAUAGAUGCCACCCACUUUCAUUACCUUGGAGAAAAUGGUGUGUGUCUGUGUAUGUGGUAUGUAUGUGUGUGUAUGGGUGUUGAUGAGGUAAACACAGACACCAAUUAAAUGGCGUUAUCUACGACCAGACAAGUCGAUUAUCUUUCAAAUGUCUGUCUAGAGAAAUUCAAAUGUCUUUAAUAAUUAAAGCAGAAAAACGAAAGUACUUCUAUUGUGUAGGCUUAGGCAAGGGCGUCUCAUUCUCAAGCAGUGUUUCAGUGGGAAGUGGAGCCGGGGUGCGAGGGGGGGGGAGGGCGGCGAGCGGGCUUCAGAAUUAUACGUGGUGUAGAUCUUUGAGGAUAAAACCCAGGAUGUAAGCUCUUGAUACCGUCACAAACGUUUCUCUAAAACUGGGGUUGGCAAUUUGCGGGCUGUUGGUAAGGAUCUAGAGCAGAGGUUCUCAAUUUGUGGGUGGCGACCCCUUUGGGUGACAGCGACCCUUUCCCAGGGAUCGCCUAAGACCAUCAGAGUGCACAUAUACUCUACAGUUAUGAGUUAGAGACGAAAAUAAUUUUUUGGCUUGGGGUUGCGACAACAUGAAGAACUGUAUUAAGGGCUCGCGGCAUUAGAAUGGUUGAGAACCACUGAUCUAGAGGAUUUGGUUACGUCUGAUGUCUGAUGUACAUCUGGAUGUUUGAAUAAAGUAAAGCAAGUGUUUUUUGUUGUUUUUUUAUCAAAUGUGCACGUGCUAAUGCAGAGAUACUUGCAAGUGUCGGUGAGUGAAAGAAAUUUGACAGAACGUGUAAGGAUGACAUGGUCGGACAGAUGGGAGUUGACGUCACUAUUGUGAUCUAUGGACAUGACGUCACUAGUGUGAUCUAUGGACAUGACUCACUAUUGUAAUCUAUAGACAAGACGUCACUAUUGUGAUCUAUGGAAAUGACGUGACUAUUGUGAGCUAUGGACAUGACGUGGCUACUGGUAUUGUGAUCUAUGGACAUGACGUGGCUACUGGUAUUGUGAUCUAUGGACAUGACGUGACUAUUGUGAUUUAUGGACAUGACGUCACUAUUGUGAUUUUUUGGACAUGACAUGACUAUUGUGAUUUAUGGACAUGACAUGACUAUUGUGAUCUAUGGACAUGACGUGACUAUUGUGAUUUAUGGACAUGACGUCACUAUUGUGAUUUUUUGGACAUGACAUGACUAUUGUGAUUUAUGGACAUGACAUGACUAUUGUGAUUUAUGGACAUGACGUCACUAUUGUAAUUUAUAGAAAUGACGUGACUGUUGUGAUAUAUUGACAUGACGUGACUAUUGUGAUUUUAUGGACAUGACGUGACCAUUGUGAUUUAUGGACAUAACGUCACUAUUAUGAUUGAGGGACAUGACAUUACUAUUGUGAUUUAUGGACAUGAUGGGACUAUUGUGAUUUUAUGGAAAUGACGUUACUAUUGUCAUUUUAUGGACUGCUGAAUCAGUUAAAACGGUUUAAGAUUAUUAUUAAAUAUUAUUAUAUUUCUGUAUUGUUUUUUACUACAGUUUUGUUAUUUGUGAUUUUUUUUUUACAUUUCCACAGACGAUGACAAUGAAUUCUGGCAGCAAACUUCCCUUCUACGAGGUGGUGGUCAAGGAGGUGAGACUUUUUGUAUGAAACAUUGGGUUGAUUUGUUUUGUUGUUUUUCAACUGUCGGCCAUAGGUGAAUAAAUAAAUGAUCAACUUAGGUUUUUAAUUUUUCUAGCGGGUUAGUUUCUUUGUUAAAUUUUAAAACUUUUUGCAUUUGUAAAAAUGAGGACGUGCCCCGGAUAUGGAAAGUAUAAUUUGGUCUGACUUUUUACCUUGUCCGGAAGUCUGGAUUAUCUAAUGCAGUGGUUCUUAACCUUCCUAGUGCCACGACCCUUUGAUAUAGUUUAACGUGUCGUGGCGACCCCUAGCUUGACAAGUAUUUUCGUUGCUACUUCAUAGCUGUAAAGAUAUGUGUUUUCAGAUGAUCUUAGGCGACCCCUAGGAAAGGGUCGCGUGACCCCCCAAAGGGGUUGUGACCCACAGGUUGAGAACCGCAUAACUAGUAUAACGCGUAAUAUCAAAAUUUAAAUGCAGACUAUAACUAUAUAUUACAGUUUGUAAUUUAAUGGCGUAAAUCUAUUAAUAGUACAUCCUUUUUUAAAGAUUGUCUCCCCAUUGAGACGAUUGUAACAUAAGUGAAAACAUUAUUUAUUUUUUAAAUGUCUCCUGGCAGAAGUUUCUAUUACGAAAAAGACCUAUCAAAGGCGCAGUUUGAACAAAGUUACAAAUCAAAGUCGAUUCUGGACUAAAGAAUCUGUAAUUGCGAGUUCACCCAGGGGUGUCACUAAGGUUGGUGUCACACGGUAGGGUAAACUCAUGGUGUUCCCCCUCCCCAGCCCCGAACUUCACAUAUUAACAUAAUCAUACAGAAUCGCUUAAAGUAUUUUUUUUGUGUGUAAAUUAAGUCCUUUAGCAGCAAAAGACGUAGCAGAAAACAUAUAAAUUGAGAUAAAGCGUAUUGAAACAAAAGUACAUUUUAAUGAAAAAAAGUACAUUGUAUCAAAACAAAAGUACAUUGUAUCGAAAUAAAAGUACAUUGUAUUGAAACAAAAGUAGACUGUAUUGAAACAAAAGUAGAUUGUAUUGAAACAAAAGUAGAUUGUAUUGAAACAAAAGUACAUUGUAUUGAAACAAAAGUAGAUUGUAUUGAAACAAAAGUAGAUUGUAUUGAAACAAAAGUAGAUUGUAUUGAAACAAAAGUACAUUGUAUUGAAACAAAAGUACAUUUUAUUGAAACAAAAGUAGAUUGUAUUGAAACAAAAGUAGAUUGUAUUGAAACAAAAGUAGAUUGUAUUGAAACAAAAGUACAUUGUAUUGAAACAAAAGUAGAUUGUAUUGAAACACAAGUACAUUGAAUCGAAACAAAAGUACAUUGUACUGAAAAAAGUACAUUGUAUCGAAAUAAAAGUACAUUGCAUUGAAGCAAAAGUAGAUUGUAUUGAAGCAAAAGUAGAUUGUAUUGAAACAAAGGUAGAUUGUAUCGAAACAAAAGUAGAUUGUAUUUAAAAAAAAAGUAAAUUGUAUCAAAACAAAAGUACAUUGUAUCGAAAUAAAAGUACAUUGUAUUGAAACAAAAGUAGAUUGUAUUGAAACAAAAGUAGAUUGUAUUGAAACAAAAGUAGAUUGUAUUGAAACAAAAGUAGAUUGUAUUGAAACAAACGUACAUUAAAGUUAAAGCUCUCCUUUCCUGGUGCUCAAAUAUUCAUAACUGUUAAUCACUUAUUCAAAAUCGACAUUCUUCACCUACUAAUUCUCCAUUGACAUGAUCGCAAUAUCAGAAAGCCUGGAAUGUGCCCCCCCCCCCAUACACACACACAGAUUGUGAGAAAUAGUUGUAGACUCGAUGAAAAGUUUGGGAGAUAUUUUAAAAGUACCCCCUCAGCUACGAAUUUUCAAACUGCAAGUGUCGACAAAGUUUUAGCUUCGCUGGGAUUAAUACUCCGCUCCUUUCACGUGUUUCGGCAGCUUUCGCGUUUCUGGGCAAAGUCACGUGACUCAUCUUAGAAACUGUUCAGGUUUUUUUUUAUAAAACUCCACCAAUUAACUCUUCUUCAUUCACAAACAGUAGCCUCUUACCGUCAACAGCCUCCACAAUCUAUGUUUAUGUUUAGCUCCUAGAUGGCUCUGGAGUUCAGAAUGAAAACGAUCAAUAGAAUCAAGCAUCGCCAUCUUGUUUUCUUAAUGAAAAUGUGUUGGUCGUCUCUUGAUUUCUCAGCCGUUUUGUUCUAAGUGUGCAUAGGGUUUUGGGGGAAAAGAGAUUAGAGGGGAGGGGUUGAAUUUGAAUAGCGUAGAAAAUGUGAACGUCUGUUAACAAAAAAGCGGAGCAAAGAUCAAAGAUCACAGAAAUACAACUAAACGUGAUUUACCAACUCAUAAUAAAUGUUAAAAAUACACAAAGCAGAUUCCGCAUUUGAACGAACUAAUAAUAGGAAUUUUGUAUGUGACCGUGACCUCGAUGAGACAUCGAUCGAUGAAAGUCAGUUAUCCACGCUAAAGUGAGAAGGCGCUAUCGGUCGGCACGCGAACAAAUCCUAGCAGACGUGAGUGCCCGUGGGUUUGGUUUGGUUUUUUCCUUUGGCGAAAUUUGUGUGGGGGUGGUGGUUGGGGGGGGGGGUGAGUGUCCUUUAAUUAUUUAGUUAACUUUAUUUUAUAUUAAUUUAUAUUGCUUUAGAAGUUUUUCUACAUACUAAUAAGUAUGUAAGUAAUUUCAAGUGCCCCCCUACCCCCAACCGGCCCCCGUUUGUUAUCUAAUGCGGACGCCCAUCGUUGCAGAUAAAACCUCGGCGGACACAUUUGGAGUUAUCCUGGAAUCGGCUUCAACUUUUGGACGGGGAGACAAGAAGAUUUGAAAGUAGAGCGGUCAUGUGAUAGGAGGAAUCGAACCAUUGGGAUCAUGUUAGGCCAUAAACACCCCAACCUUUGGACGGCCAAUGGCAUCGCACAUCCGAAGUUGUGAGAAAUGGGUUUAUAUUAAACGUUAGGCUUCAUUAUCUUAACAUGGGAAGGAUAUCUUUACAAUAUAAAUCAAUGUCCACGUUACCGUUACAGUAGCUCAAUUCGUAAUCGUAAUAGUAUAUAGUUAUGUUGAUUUGGAUUAACUACACCUCUUCUGUUGUGUAUGUCUUUAAGUGGGUUGACAUGCGCGAUACCGUGAUCAGGUAAAAAUAACUUCAACUUAAAGUCGCGAUACAUUCAAAGUAAGGUUGUAUGUUUACUAAGCCAGUGUCGGUAGUAUUCGGACAUAACUGUUAAUCGCCCGACACUAUCUUAAGUCAUCUGGUCAGACACGACGCCACAAAGCCAACCAAUGCGUCCUUGGGUUUAUAUUAUUGUAGUCGGCAUCUGAACUAUGAGGGCGAUGGCGGCCUCGCCAUGUUGUUGUGAAGCUGGGUGUCAAAUACAGACGGAGCUGAAAGCCAUCACACAUUAAUGUUCCACGUGAUGCUCCUAUUGUCUGCGGGAUCAAAUGAUACUCUUUUAUUUUAGUUUAUUAAUGUCUUUAUUUAUUUUAUAGAAGCCUACUUCUUGUGGACUUAUUGUGUCUCUGGUGUCACCGGUGUCUGUGGUGAUCUGGUGUCAACGGUGUCUCUGGUGAUCUAGUGUCACCGGUGUCUCUGGUGAUCUGGUGUCACAGUUGAUCUGGUGAUCUGGUGUCAUCGGUGUCUCUGGUGAUCUGGUGUCAUCGGUGUCUCUGGUGAUCAGGUGUCACAGUUGAUCUAGUGUCACUGGUGAUCUGGUGUCAUCGGUGUCUCUGGUGAUCUGGUGUCACAGUUGAUCUAGUGUCACUGGUGAUCUGGUGUCAUCGGUGUCUCUGGUGAUCUGGUGUCACCAGUGUCUCUGGUGAUCUGGUAUCACCAGUGUCUCUGGUGAUCUGGUGUCAACGGUGUCUCUGGUGAUCUGGUGUCAACGGUGUCUCUGGUGAUCUGGUGUCAACAGUGUCUCUGGUGAUCUGGUGUCACCGGUGUCUCUGGUGAUCUGGUGUCAACGGUGUCUCUGGUGAUCUGGUGUCAACAGUGUCUAUGGUGAUCUGGUGUCAACGGUGUCUCUGGUGAUCUGGUGUCAACGGUGUCUAUGGUGAUCUGGUGUCUCUGGUGAUCUGGUGUCAACGGUGUCUAUGGUGAUAUGGUGUCUCUGGUGAUCUGGUGUCAACAGUGUCUAUGGUGAUCUGGUUUCAAUGGUGUCUCUGGUGUCAACGGUGUCUAUGGUGAUCUGGUGUCAACAGUGUCGAUGGUGAUCUGGUGUCAACGGUGUCUAUGGUGAUCUGGUGUCAACGGUGUCCAUGGUGAUCUGGUGUCAACGGUGUCUAUGGUGAUCUUGCAACAUAAUUAUUCAACAUCUACGUAUUAACUGGGGGACAAUGGCGGACAUGAGCUGAAUAUUAGUUACACAAAUAAAAUAGGGUCCACAUGUUUCCAAAUAAAAUGCAGCAACCGUAUGUUAACUGUGGUGUCGUAUAUGUUCAUAUAACCUACAAGUGUAACUGGUCCCGGUUUCAAAUAACCUACAAGUGUAACUGGUCCAGGUUUCAUAUAACCUAAAAGUUUAACUGGUCUAGGUUUCGUAUAACCUACAAGUGUAACUGGUCCAGGUUUCAUAUAACCUCAAAGUUUAACUGGUCCAGGUUUCAUAUAACCUACAAGUUUAACUGGUCGAUGUUUCAUAUAACCUACACGUUUAACUGGUCCAGGUUUCAUAUAACCUACAAGUGUAACUGGUCCAGGUUUCAUAUAACCUACAAGUGUAACUGGUCCAGGUUUCAUAUAACCUACAAGUGUAACUGGUCCAGGUUUCAUAUAACCUACAAGUGUAACUGGUCCAGGUUUCAUAUAACCUAAAAGUUUAACUGGUCAAGGUUUCAUAUAACCUACGAAUGUAACUGGUCCAUUAUUACGCCGAAUGAGAUCAAUAAUCACAAGUUGAACUUACUCGAGUAGACUUUUACUUUGAAUGAAUACAUGCAAUAGGAUGCACGGGAAGUGACUUUCUUACGCACAGAUGUUUUGUGCUCAUUAAUUCCAGCGAAAUUAGUAUGCAGUUUUCAGUCAGAGGCGUAGCCUACUACAAAGGUGGAGAAGAGAUAUGGGGGAUAAUGUCCUUCUACGGUCCAUAAACAAGAUUUUAGACGCUUCACCGUUGCAAAUGAUGAAUUUAAACAUAGGAAUUUUAAUAUUUUAAAUAGUCUAGGAAACAACGAGUUCCAAAUAUUGGCAAGUUCUAUAUAAGUAGUAGGCCUAAUGAUGAGUGCCAGUUCUAUACAAGUAGUAGGCCUAAUGAUGAGUGCCAGUUCUAUACAAGUAGUAGGCCUAAUGAUGAGUGCCAGUUCUAUAUAAGUAGUAGGCCUAAUGAUGAGCGCCAGUUCUAUAUAAGUAGUAGGCCUAAUGAUGAGUUCCAGUUCUAUAUAAGUAGUAGGCCUAAUGAUGAGUGCCAGUUCUAUAUAAGUAGUAGGCCUAAUGAUGAGUGCAAGUGAACAAUAUUCUAACUCAAAACACGUCCAAGUUAGGGGCCUACUCUUCGAACGUUCCAAAUAAAAUUGGCGACAGUCUGAUGAUACGUGUCUCAAUGUUAUUGAUGGUUUUUUCCUGCUGUUCUGCCAGCAUUUAAAACUGAAUAGUUUGUGUCUGCUUCCAGGAGGCGCCGUUCGUUGUACUGGGUAAAGACAGCGAGGGCAACAGAACCUUCUCCGGCCUGUCCAUAGACUUGCUCCAGCUAGUGGCCGAGAAAGCUCAGUUUCAGUAUAACAUCAAGCUAACAGAUCACAGCUCCUAUGGCUAUCAGGAUCACGUUGGGAAAUGGAACGGGCUUAUAUCAGAAAUCUCUAACAAAGUGAGUAUCAGAUUUAUGAUUAAGGCUUUGUGGCCUGAUAUUGAAUACUCUAAGUAGUUUAGAAAUAAUCCCAUUACACUUAAGAACCACCCACUGCGUAAGUUCUAAUUCAGGAAAAAAUCAUACUAGUGAACUAAAUAAUUAAAUGCUAAGACACAACAGUGCAAUUAGUUCAACUAUUUUAUCACUGGACACAGUAACUUAAUUACUGAGUACCUGAGCUCUCUAUGCCUUGGAGCAUAAAGGCACCGAGUAACAAAACUGACUAAUAGAGUUACAAUCACCUAUGAAUGACCUCUAAAUGUUAAAGGCUUCCUAAUAUUUCUGAAGUUUCUAGAGAUCUUGAUAUUCUCCUCCAACUAGAGAUCUUGAUAUUCUCCUUCAGCUAGAGAUCUUGGUAUUCUCUUACAGCUAGAGAUCUUGAUAUUCUCCUUCAGCUAGAGAUCUUGAUAUUCUCUUCCAGCUAGAGAUCUUGAUAUUCUCCUUCAGCUAGAGAUCUUGAUAUUCUCCUCCAGCUAGAGAUCUUGAUAUUCUCCUUCAGCUAGAGAUCUUGAUAUUCUCUUCCAGCUAGAGAUCUUGAUAUUCUCCUUCAGCUAGAGAUCUUGAUAUUCUCCUUCAGCUAUAGAUCUUGAUGUUCUGUUUGACCAAGAAAUGUUAACUAUUGUCAACAAAGCUAGAAGACAAUGCCAAUGCCUUCACACAAUGCCUCACAUAAUGCCAGUGCCUUCACAUAAAGCCAGUGCCUUCACAUAACGCCAGUGCCUUCACAUAACGCCAGUGCCUUCACAUAACGCCAGUGCCUUCACAUAAUGCCAGUGCCUUCACAUAAAGCCAGUGCCUUCACAUAAAGCCAGUGCCUUCACAUAAUGCCAGUGCCUUCGCAUAAUGCCAGUGCCUUCACAUAUUGCCAGUGCGUUCACAUAAUGCCAGAACCUUCACAAUAUAAUAUUAUGCAGGGCUUAUUUUAAUAUCUUUAUUAAUCACGAGAUUAUCUACUAAAUUUCUUAUUAUUGAUUCGAUGAAAACAUAACCAAUCUAUUGUUAUAUGAUAAACUAAAUAAUGUCUAUCACCACUGUACUUAUUAUGACAUAUCAAUAUCUCAUCAGCAAAUUUAGAUGUAAAAUAUGAAGUUAUCACUGUCCCCAGAAUGCUGACAUUGCGGUUGGACCUAUCCCACCAAAACCAGACAGCUAUGACAUGAUAGAGUUCACCAAACCGUAUUUAUCCAGUGGCAUAAGUUUGCUUAUCAAGGUCAGAUAUUAUUCACAAUUUUUAAAAUUUUAGGCUUCACUUCAAGUGCAUCUGUCAGUUGACAUCUUUCAUCCUACAUCAUCCUACCUGCUUCAUCUGUGUACAAUGAAAAAUAUAUUUUGACAAAAGCAGUUUUAUUCCUUUCUCUGAACUUCCUGUACAUACAUUUAUCAGAAACAAAGAGGGGAAAUAAGAGGAAGGGGGGGGGGUGUAAAUCACACUCAGAUUGAGUGUUUAGAUUUUUUUAAAAAUAUCAACCUUUGCAAUAACUUAUUUUUAAAUAUUGAAAUGAAAUGCUCUCGCUUGGAGAAAUUGAGAUCAGCACGUAGCCUGACCACUAACUUCUUACACACCACUGAAAAGAUGCAUUACCAAACCAUGAUUUCUGUACACCAUUUUCAUAAGUACAUUCAACGAUGCCCAAUCUUUAUUUUCAGUACCCUUCUGAAGGUACCAGAGGAAUUGGUCUCAUGUUAGAUCCCUUCACAACAGAAGUGUGGACCAUGAUCUGCCUGGCCUUUAUUGUCAUCAGCCUUGCCUUAUUUCUCAUUGGUCGGUUCAGUCCUUACGAGUGGGCUAGAGUUUCCAAAGACAAAGAUGUGAGACUCGCUCGGACCAGUUUUGGCCUGAAAAACAGCUUUUUGUUUGCAGCAAGUACCCUUAGUUGGCAAGGUCAGAUUUGUUUUUGUUUUUUUGUGUGCUUAAAUGACACAUGUCUUUCACAGUUUGGAAAAUUCAAGAGUUGAACUAUGAUUAGAACCAGUAAAUGUACUGCUUUAUAAUCAUUCUGGUUUAUAUUAAAUGCUUUCUUUCAUGAAGCUUUAAAUCAUAGAUGUGGCAUUUAGAUCAUAAAUAAGACAAUCAAAUUAUAAAUAUUAUACUCUAAUCAUAAAUAUGCCAUGCAGAUCACACAUGUGAAAUUUGAACCAUUUCUUUGACUUUAGGAUUAUGAAUAUAAGAUUUAGGAUAAUUUAGAUCAUACACUUUAAUCGGGACUGUUUUAUAUACCUGUAUUGUGUAUCGGUUGCCAGGUUACAGAGAGGCCCCCAGGUCAAUCUCUGGGCGGAUCUUGAUGUGUAUGUGGUUCAUGUUUACUGUGUUUGUGAUGGUUGCGUACACUGCAUGUCUGUGUGCCAUACUGACCACACGAGGAGAGUCUGCUCGCCAGCAUUUAUCAUUCUCCAGCUUUGAAGACAUAGCAGACAGCAAAGUGGUCAAACUUGGAGCUGUGAGUGAUUGCUUCUUAUUGUGACUAUUCCAUUUGUAAUAAUAUUUAGGUAUGUUUUUAAUGAGUAGGUACAUUGUCUAAUUUAUGGUUUGAGUAUUGAUUUGUAUUUAGUUUUAACUUUGUUUCCAAAAUUUAUUUUGAGAUUUCUCAUUCAUGAUAAUAUUAUUAUAUUUUUCAUUUAUUUUAAGGAAUGUUUGACAUAAUGCAAUAUAUCUAGUCUAAUAUAUAUAUAAAAUUAGAAGAAAAGUAAGUUUUAAAAGCUGAAAAAUAGCAUAGGUUUUUAUAUGGAAUUGAUAUAUAUAAUUUUGUCAAUGCUGUCAAAAGAUGGAGUGUAUUAUAAUAUAGGAGAUAAUUUGCAUGUUAAUCACCAGAUGAAGUACAACCAUGUGCACUGGUCCCUCAAGUUGGGCAAGUCAUCGCAUAACAACUUAUUCGCCAAACUGUAUUCUUACAUUGAUGACUCCCAGGAAUGGAUCCAGAAGAGACAAGAAGGUAAAACAAACACACACAAAAAUUAAAUAUAUUUAUUUUAAGGACAAAACUAACUCACAUGACACAAACAUUGUGUCUUAAAAGAGCUGUAAGGUUUUUGUUUUGUUUCCUAAAUUAAUUUUGUUAUGGUUUUACAUCUGCUAUUGCACAUAACAGUGUCAAAUUAAACUAACUGCUGGAUUAUUGUAAGUGGCUGGUUAGCAGCCAAGUCUAUGGAGUAAAAAUGUUUGUUGCUUAUUGCUCAACAAAAAUACUUAAAAUGAAAAGAAAAAAAUAUGCUAUUCUCAAUUUAUAAAAGUUAUAUAAUGCAUUUCAUUCCAACAAUAAAUUUGAAAAGUGUAUUUUUUUCUGUAAAACGAAAUGUUAGCCAUUCCUUUUUGUAAAGUGUUUGCUGAUCUUUAUCUUUCAGGGAUUCAGAGAGUGAAAGAUUCAGGUGGGAAAUAUGCCUUACUUUUAGAGACAAUAAAGGCAGAUUAUGUGACAGCAACAAAUUGUGACCUUAUCACAUAUGGAGAAAAACUGGCUUCUUUUGGGUAUGAACAGUAACAAUUAAACUAAUUAAUUUAACUUUAUCAGUUUUACAGUAAUUUGUAUUCAAAACUAAAAGACCCAGUUUAAAAGUUUCAUAGACCUUAAUUUUUUGAAAAAGUAGAAAUCAGAGUAAUAGUUAGAUUAAUCGAUAGUAAAAUCUUGACCUUUACUAUAUUCAUUUAAAUCAUGAAAAAUAGAUAUAUUGGCUGUUGAGGAUUAGGAUAAGAAACAUUAAAUCAACAUGUGUGUCUGGAAAAUUUCAAUCCCCGCUGUUUUUCUGUAAUAACAGUUGACCUUUGAUUAACAUCAAUAAAAUAUAUUUUAAAUACAAUUGAUUAUUACACCUCAAGUACAUAUGAACUAGACAUUUACAACUUCUAGACUCCAAUUUUGCCUCUGCACCUCUGGUUUUGAAUAUGUUCUGUCGAUGACUUUGAGAUAUUAGAAAUACAUUUAAGUUAAAAGUUUGGACGACUAGAUUUUAAAUGUAUAUCAGCAUUUUAUUUUCAUCCCUAAUCAUAUUUUUCUUGCCUGUUCCAGCUACACAUUUGCUGUUCCCAAGGGCUCACCUCUGUUGGAGAGAAUAAAUCUAGCCAUCCUUGAACAGGUGGAGGAUGGCGCCAUACAGAAACUUAUGGAUAAACACAUUUUUAGACACCAGGUGUGCCCACAGUAUGACAAGACAAAACUUAUUCCACAGAAGGGGGGCACCACACAAAAAGUUACCUCCAGUAUGGACAUGAGAGACAUGGCCAUCCCCUUUCUUUUCUUGUUUUUGGGGGUGCUUGGAGCAGGAGGUGCACUUGGAGCAGAAAUUUAUUACAGACGAAGAUUGGCAAUGAAGGUCAGACUUGUGCAAAAUUUUAUCAUUAAAAUUAGUGUACUGGUAAUUUGUUUGAAUAGAACAAAUAGAGAAAUAAAAGAAAAAUUUGUCUAUAACUGUAGGAUAAAAUAUUUCUAUCCUAUUGACAUAUAUAAAAUUUAAGGAUUUAAAGAAAUAUUUUACAUUUUAAAUGUGUACUUUUGUACUGAGAAUUGUUACAUCAUUUUUAGACCAAAUCAAAACUCAUUGAACUGUAUAUGGAGCGCAAUAAAAUUAUUUUGUUCAGUUUUGAAAACAAAACAGGAUUUACAAAAUGUAUCAGGCAAAUAUUUUUUUUUUUUCUAGAUUUUUUCAUUGAUUUUAUAUAAAAUCUAAUAGUUUAAGACAUGAUAUCAUUACAAUGCUACUUAAAAAAGUUAAAUUUAAAUGAAGUAAAGAUAAAUUCGAAUAAUAAUUUGUCAUCUCUUUGGAUCAUUAAUGUUUAAAUAAUUGUCUUUUCUUAAAAGAACUCUGAUGAUAAAGCAAGAAAGCCAUUAAACACAGAGGCUGCUAUCUCUAAGGCUCCUAAGUCAAGCCCACCCCCACCCCCAAUUUAUAAAGUGACCAACAAACUUCAAGACUCUGGGGAAAAGGAGAAACAAAAGAGUUCCAUUGUGGUCGUCACUGAAACACCAACAACUGAGUCAAGUAGAGAUGUAGAAUCAGCCGAAGCCUGUGGUGAAAACUUUGAAAUGGUUCCCUUGGAUGAUAAAGUUGAGCUUGACAAACAGGAAGACAACCCCAAACAGGAAGUUAAAUAUGAUACUGAAGCAGCAGUCAUAGAAGCAGUAGACAAGUCACUUGACAAAGAUAAGGCAGAGGUUAUCAAUGAAACUGCAUAAAAUAAUUAUAUUGUUAAUUUAAUUUCAUCAAUCUUAUUAAUUCCUAUUUCAUGAGUUAUUUAAGUCUUAAUUGUAAACUCGCACAUUAAAAAUUUUGUUCAGUUGUUUUUCAUAAAUUUUGAUAAACUUAACAAUCUUUUCAAACAAGUUUCUAGAUGUUUAUAAAACAGAAUAUUUAAUUGUGCAGAAUUCAAAGAUUAGUGUUUCUUUAAUUGCAGAUGAUAAUCUUCAAGAUUAAACAAGGAAAUCUAAAAUAAUAAAUUAUUCACGGGUAAUACUAAAUAGUUAUCUAUUAACAAUCUCUGAGAUUUCUUAAGUAUUUUAAAGGUAGUUCAUAUAUAACUUCUCAUAAUAUUGCUUAUUGUACAAAGUCCUCUCCCGUUAUGAUCAUAAUUACUUAUAAAUUUAAGACACCCCAAAUCAUUAAAAAACAAAAUACAUAUUCUACAUAUAUGUUUUCACACAUUUUUUGUACUGGAAAAAUGAAAUUCUUUCUCAUACUUAAAUAUAAUUUUUCUCAUAUUCAUUUCUGGGUGACAUGAUAUUAGGCUACAUAUUUUAUUUCUUAAUGCUUUUUUUUUAAUCUGAAAAGCUCCCAUAAUAAAUUUAGCAAAUGUGAGUUCUUUAAUCCAAAUAAUACUGGUCUCAUCACAUUUCUUCACCCCCCCCCCUUCCACCCCCUUUUUAUUUUUCCUUUCUCUACUUGCCUUGUUAUAUUUAAUUUCAUCAAAAAUUUGUGAACCUCCCAUCAUGCCUGACACUAAAAGCCAUUAUUUCUAAAUUAAAUUCGAAACAUUCUGUAACAUUCAUUAGACUAGAUCUAUA